AUGUUCACCCAAACGCCCACCGAGCUCAUCUACACUUACGACCACGAGACCCUCCUCAUCUGCCCUUGGGGUCCCAACGCACUGCGCGUGCGAGCCACAAAAUGUGCCACGAUGCCCACCGAGGACUGGGCCCUCGACGAGCCAGCACCUCCGACUCCCCAGCCCCAAAUCACCAUCGACCCAGCCAACAGCCAAGCCACCAUCACGAACGGCACCGCCCGCGCGACCAUUUCCCGCGGCGGCAAGCUCACAGUCCACAACGCGGCGACGGGCGCGCUCCUGCUGGAAGAGUACCACCGCACCCGCACCGACGUGCGCGACCCUAAGGCCUCAGCGCUCGAGGUGGAGGCGCGCGAGCUGCGGCCCAUCGCAGGGGGCGACUAUGCGCUCACGAUGCGGCUCGAGUCCGUGUCGCGCUCCGAGAGGCUGUACGGCAUGGGCCAGUACCAGCAGCCGUAUCUGGACCUGAAGGGGUGCGACCUGGAGCUGGCACAGCGCAACAGCCAGGCCAGCGUGCCGUUCCUGCUGAGCAGCCUGGGGUACGGCCUGCUGUGGAACAACCCGAGCGUGGGUCGGGCGGUGCUGGGGACGAACAUCAUGUCGUUCUCUGCCUCGAGCACGACCAAGCUGGACUACUGGCUGGGCAUCGUCGAGGCCUACUGCGCCGUCACGGGCAGGCCGCCCAUGAUGCCCGAGUACGGCCUGGGCUUCUGGCAGAGCAAGCUGCGCUACCAGACGCAGGACGAGCUGCUGGCCGUGGCGCGCGAGUACAAGCGGCGCAACCUACCACUCGACGUGCUCGUCAUCGACUUCUUCCACUGGCGCGCACAGGGCGAGUGGUCGUUUGACAAGGCGUACUGGCCAGACCCGCAGGCCAUGGUGGACGAGCUGCGGUCGCUGGGCGUCGAGCCCAUGGUGAGCAUCUGGCCGACGGUCGAGCCGGCCAGCGAGAACUGGAACGAGAUGCUCGAGAGGGGCUUGCUGAUCCGCAACGAGCGCGGGUACAGGGCCGUCAUGGACUUCCAGGGCAACACGGUGCACUUUGACGCGACGAACCCAGAGGCCAGAACUUAUGUGUGGGCCAAGGCCGCGCGCAACUACGGCCAGUACGGGAUCCGGCUGUUCUGGCUCGACGAGGCGGAGCCCGAGUACAAGACGUACGACUUUGACAACUGGCGGUACCACCUGGGCCCUUCGCUGGCCGUCGGCAAUGUCUACCCUCGCCACUACUCGCAGGCCUUUUACGAGGGCGCGCUGGCGCAGGACGGCAGCGGGCGGUUCCGGGGCCAGGACCCCAACGCCGUCAACCUCGUGCGCUGUGCGUGGGCCGGCAGCCAAAAGUACGGCGCGCUGGUGUGGAGCGGCGACAUUGCCAGCAGCUGGGGCAGCCUGCGCAACCAGGUCGCUGCGGGCCUGAACAUGGGCAUUGCGGGCAUCUCGCACUGGACGACGGAUAUUGGAGGGUUCCACGGCGGGAACCCUGACGAUCCUGGGUUCAGAGAGCUGCUCGUGCGCUGGUUCCAGUGGGGCACUUUCCUGCCCGUCAUGAGGCUCCAUGGGGAUCGGUAUCCUCAGAAGGCGCCCCUGGGCAACAGUGGUGGGGGCAAGUGUCCCUCGGGCGUGGACAACGAGGUGUGGUCGUAUGGCGAGGAGGUCGGUGCUGUGCUGGAGCGCUACCUGAGGCUGCGCGAGAGCAUGCGUGCGUAUGUGAGGGGUUUGAUGGAGGAGGCGAGCGAGAAGGGGACGCCGGUGAUUCGGACGCUGUUCUUGGAGUUUCCAGAGGACGAGCGUGCGUGGGAGGUCGAGGAUGAGUACAUGUUUGGCGAGAGAUAUCUUGUCGCUCCUGUUCUGUAUGCUGGCUUGAUGAAGAGGACGGUGUAUUUUCCCAAGGGUGCAAAGUGGAAGGAGAUGGAGGGGGAGAAGACGUUUGAGGGUGGUACGUCUGCAGAAGUCGACGCUCCUCUGGAGAAGAUGCCCGUGUUUGAGCGAGCAUAG
Molecule: messenger RNA, 1995 nt
Organism: Cryphonectria parasitica EP155
Lineage: Eukaryota; Fungi; Ascomycota; Sordariomycetes; Diaporthales; Cryphonectriaceae
Product: family 31 glycoside hydrolase
Exons: 2
Coding region: 1-1995 (664 amino acids)
Biological process (GO): carbohydrate metabolic process
Molecular function (GO): carbohydrate binding; hydrolase activity, hydrolyzing O-glycosyl compounds
Source: RefSeq, a predicted model, not a curated record